Nipponia nippon (crested ibis) is the source of this 1809-nucleotide messenger RNA. NCBI's taxonomy places the organism in Eukaryota, Metazoa, Chordata, Aves, Pelecaniformes, Threskiornithidae. The record is from RefSeq and is a predicted model, not a curated record.
AUGGCCAGCAACGAGCACUCGCCCUCCACCCCCCUCGGCUCCGAGAGCAGCUUCUCCCUCGAUGGCUUCCCACCGGAGAAGAGCUCCCCCGGAGAGGAGCCGGGCACCGAGCCCCCCCGGCCGCCCCGCAGCUGCUCGGCCAGCAAGAAGCUGGUGCAGGCAGCGCAGCGCAGCAAGAGGCAGCGGGUGCCUGGGCGCUGCCCGCGACAGCUUGGCCGACACAGCACCAGCGCGGCUGACCUGCGGGCCGAGCCGGUGUGGGACCCCCGGGAUCCGGAGGAGCCCAGCGUGGAGGAUGCCGAGGGAUCGGUGCGUGCCGGGGAAGGGGUGGCUGCGGCUCGGGGGGCUCGGCUGCCCGGCAGCCCUCGAGGCCCUGCUCGCCCGCAGGCCGUGCCGGAGGCCGUGCUGCCCGUGCCGGGGCAGGGGCUGCGGUACCUGGAGCACGUCUGCCAGAUGCUGGAGCGCCUGGCCCGGCUGCAGCAGGACAACCAGCUCCUCCGGCAGCAGGCGGCGGAUGCCCGGCGCACCCGCCUUGACACCGCGCCCACCCGGGAGCCGUCGAGGCAGGAUCCGGCCGUGUGGAGGGGCGAGCGGUUCCGGCCGCGCUCCUGCUCGGACAGCCAUGCUCCAGCACCCGACCCUGGGCCAUGCCAGAGGACGUGGGGGCACUCGGCCAGCUCCCCCAGCCUGCUGGACCCCUCCGAGAGCGGGGCGGGCGCUGCGACGCCGGACAAGGUAGAGGCCGGGGGACGGCGGGGCGAGGCGGGCAGGGGUCCCGCAGCAGCGUAUCCCGAGACCCCCGGCACCGCUCCCACCCGUGGCACCCCUGGGCAGCAGCAGGGCAUCCUCGGAGCCCGGCGCCUGCUCCAGCCUCACCGCAUCCCGCUCCUCCUUCCCUGGAAAGCACCUUCUGUGACACCGGGGAGAUGCUACAGCAGCGUUCGGCUGCCCCGUGGCUUCUCCCACCUCUGGCUGGACGCCUUCCCCCCCCCGGCCCCCUCACCAGCGGUACCCAGCCGCAUCCCGGUGGCUGACCCCGAGGAGGAUGCUGAGGCCGCUCUGGAUGAUGCCGAUUCUGCUUUCAGGGCCGAAGCAAUGGCCCCGGUGCCCCUGGAUCAUCUGGAGCAAGGGAAGGCUCCCGAGCACCCAACAAAGCAAACUGAGGUGCGGACCCAGGCGUGUGCUGGACUCGGCAGUGCUGCCUCCUUCCCAGCAGCGGGAAAGGUCCAGCUCCCUGCUUUCUGCUGGGAUUCGGAUUCCUGGGCCACCCCUGAGUGCCAUUCCCCACCGUGCCGCAGGGUCUGGUUUGCCGAGUGCAGGUACCGGUGGGAGGUGGUGGUGAUUUUCCUGCUGGACUUUGGGCAGGACUCCCUGGAGGAGUGGGAAGCCUCGUGCCAGCCCAAGGCGGAGAAGGGACCCUCGCUGCCUCCAUUGCCGGAGGAGAAGCCUGCCAUGGUGAAGCUUUGCUGCGUGGCCGUGAUGGUGGCCGAGUUCUUCCAGGAGAUGCUGGAGUGGGAUUUUGGCUACAAGCACUACAAGACGCUGCUGGCCUUGCCGGGGAAGGAAGAGCCGCUGGAGACCAGGAACCUGGAGCCAAGAAAGGGCUGCCGAAACGGCAGAGGAGGAGCCUUCGUGUACUUCCAUGGCUAUCUGGAGGAGCUCCUUGGAAACCUCCCUCUGCUGCCUCCUGCCCUGGCCCAGGUCUCCCACAAGGUCACGGUGCUCAACCUGGGGAAGCAGCUGGAGAAAGCGGAGCAGCCAGCUCUACCUGGAGAGCAAAAUCCACACGUUGAGGUCAAGCUGGACUAA